AUGCAAUAUUCUCAAACAAACGAGAAUAAUAUCAAUAAAUAUAAAAGAAGAAAAAUGACUCAAGUUAAAACAGUUUUAGUCACAGGUGGUGCCGGUUACAUUGGUUCCCAUACUGUCGUCGAGUUGAUUGAAAACGGCUAUGAAGUCGUUGUUGUUGACGAUUUAUCCAACUCCUCGUACGAUUCUAUCUCUAGAAUCGAAAUUCUAACCAAACAUCACGUCCCAUUCUAUCACGUUGAUCUAUGUGAUCGUGAACAUUUGGAACCAGUCUUCAAGGAACACAAGAUUGAUUCCGUGAUCCAUUUUGCUGGUUUGAAAGCCGUUGGUGAAUCCACUCAAAUUCCAUUGAAAUAUUACCACAACAAUAUCUUAGGUACUUUGGUUCUAUUAGAAUUAAUGAAGAAAUACGAUGUCGCUAAAUUCGUCUUCUCUUCUUCUGCUACCGUUUACGGUGAUGCCACUAGAUUCCCAGACAUGAUUCCAAUUCCAGAAGAAUGUCCAUUAGGUCCAACUAACCCAUACGGUAACACUAAAUUCACCAUUGAAAAGAUCUUGAACGAUCUUUACAACUCUCAAACCGAUAACUGGAAGUUUGCCAUUCUACGUUACUUCAACCCAAUCGGUGCUCAUCCUUCUGGUUUGAUUGGUGAAGAUCCAUUAGGUAUUCCAAACAAUCUAUUACCAUACAUGGCUCAAGUCGCUUCUGGUAGACGUGAAAAAUUAAACGUCUUUGGUAAUGAUUAUGACAGUAGAGAUGGUACUCCAAUCAGAGAUUACAUUCAUGUUGUCGAUUUGGCUAAGGGUCACAUUGCUGCUUUGAAAUACUUAGACUCCUUUGAAACCACUAAGAAGACUGGUAUCUGUCGUGAAUGGAACUUAGGUUCUGGUAAGGGUUCUACUGUCCUUGAAGUCUACAGUGCCUUCUGCAAAGCUUGUGGUGAAGAUAUUCCAUACGAAGUUACUGGUAGAAGAGCUGGUGACGUCUUAAACUUGACUGCUAAACCAGACAGAGCCAAGAAGGAAUUGAAAUGGCAAACUGAAUUGACUGUCGAUGACGCCUGUACAGAUUUGCAAAAAUGGAACACAGAAAAUCCAUUCGGUUAUCAACUAAAUGGUGUCGAAGUUAAAUUUGCCACUCCAGAAAAGGAAUAUGACGCUAGAUUCAUCACUAUUGGUGCUGGUACUAAAUUUGCCGCUACUAUUGCUAACAUGGGUGCCACUUUAGUCGAUUUGAAGGUCGAUGGUCAAUCUGUUGUUAUUGGUUACGAUGAUGAAGCCAGUUAUGCUGACCCAGAAGCUUGUUACUUAGGUGCUACUGUCGGUAGAUACGCUAACAGAAUCGCUCAUGGUAAGUUCAACUUGAAUGGUACUGAUUAUCAAUUGACUAUCAACAAUGAUGUCAACGCUAACCAUUCUAGUAUCUCCAGUUUCCAUACUAAGAGAUUCUUAGGUCCAAUUGUUAAAAACCCAACUCAAGGUAUUUACACUGCUGAAUAUAUCCUAAUGGACAAGGAAUCCGAUGGUGAAUUACCAGGUGACUUUGAAGUUCACGUUACAUACACUUUGAAUGUCGAAGAAAAGACACUAGAUAUGGAAUAUGAAGGUAAGGUUCAAGGUAAAGCCACUCCAAUCAACAUGACUAACCACUCUUACUUCAACUUGAACAAAGUUAACAACCCAUCCAUUGAAGGUACUGAGAUUUCUGUUAUCUCUGAUGAUUGUAUCGAUGUUGAUGAACAUACCAUUCCAACUGGUAAAGUUAUCAAGAGAGAAAUUGCCACUAUUAGCUCUGGUAAGAGUACUAUUCUAGGUAAAAAUGAACCAAAAUACGAUUACAAUUUCUUAGUUGAUGCUUCCUCUUCUCCAAAAGAAACUGACACAAGAUCUCAAAAGUUGAACUUGGUUACUAAGGCAUACCAUCCAGAAUCUAAGAUCGGCCUAGAAGUUUAUUCUACAGAACCAUCCUACCAAAUCUACACUGGUGAUUGGUUAGCAGCUGGUUUUGCUCCUAGAGAAGGUUUUGCUGUUGAACCAGGUAGAUAUGUCAAUGCUAUCAAUCAACCACAAUGGAAGGACUGUGUUUCUUUGAACCCAGGUCAAACUUACGGUGCUAAGAUUGUCUACAAAUUCUCUUCCUAG
Messenger RNA from Maudiozyma barnettii, 2139 nucleotides. RefSeq names its product bifunctional UDP-glucose 4-epimerase/aldose 1-epimerase (gene GAL10). The transcript has a single exon. Gene Ontology annotation, biological process: beta-D-galactose catabolic process via UDP-galactose, Leloir pathway. NCBI's taxonomy places the organism in Eukaryota, Fungi, Ascomycota, Saccharomycetes, Saccharomycetales, Saccharomycetaceae. The record is from RefSeq and is a predicted model, not a curated record. Gene Ontology annotation, molecular function: carbohydrate binding; UDP-glucose 4-epimerase activity. The coding region runs from base 1 to 2139 and encodes 712 amino acids. Gene Ontology annotation, cellular component: cytosol.